AUGGCUCCCUCCACCCGCACGAAGAGACCAGCUCCCGGUUAUGACUCGUCACAAGAGAAUCAGCCCCCAUCGGAAGACGAGAAUCACGAUGAAGAGCCUCAAGUGCAGCCUAGGGAGAAGCGAAGGCGGAAAUUGACCGAGAAGCAGCGGCAAGCAGAUAUCAACGAUGACGAGCAAACCGAAGCUCGACUGAAGCGUCAGCUCCAGAAACACCGGAAGAAAAUGAAGACGAAGAAACAAGGCGUGGAAGUGAACGAUGACAAUGAGGACUCCAUGGGGCCAGAGUCAGAGGACGACGAGGUCGACAGCAGUGGCGUGGUUUUGCGCAGCAACGGUAUGCGUGCCAAGGUGCGCGAACGAUACGAGACCCCACAGCACCCAGUCCCUGCAAUGCACAUCACUCGCCGGGAGGGUCAUGCGUCACUCCGAACUGCAGUUGCUGCCACAACCUCCUGCCUCGCAACCACCCUCACGCCCUCAGCCCUUGUCUUCCCCAUCGCGUGGACGUGA
Epithele typhae is the source of this 510-nucleotide messenger RNA. RefSeq lists its product as uncharacterized. NCBI's taxonomy places the organism in Eukaryota, Fungi, Basidiomycota, Agaricomycetes, Polyporales, Epitheliaceae. The coding region runs from base 1 to 510 and encodes 169 amino acids. The record is from RefSeq and is a predicted model, not a curated record. The transcript has 5 exons.